AUGUCAGCACCUGGGAAGUUUGAUUAUUCUUCCGGUGCGGCGCUAGAUAGGCCUCUAUACAGAUCUAACUUUGCCGCACAGAUGGAAAGAUCAAGUAGCUUUCGUGAACAUCCUGUCCCAUCAUCUCAUCCAAACAGCACUUCACCACUAGCACAAACCGAUGUAACGAAUUUCUUUCAGUGUUUGCGUUUUGAUCCUAAGGUGGUUGCCGCCGAUCACAAGUCUAUUCGUCAAGGUGACUUUAAGCGCCAUGUUAAUAUUGCUCUUGGAAUACAAGGAGAUGAGUCUCCUAGUACAGGAGUGAAAGGGAAGUUCAUUCCAGAAGAGAUCAAAAGACUAAAAGCUGGUCUGCGCGAAAACAAUGUCAAGGCCAGGGAGCGCGUAAAAAUUUUCAACGAAGCUUCUUCUGUAUUUAACAAGUUUUUUCCAAGUGUGCCUACAAAAAAGAGGUCUCGACCAGAAGGGUUUUCUGCUGGUGAUCGCUUGGUAUCAGGAUCCGGCCUUGGUAAAAUGGGUAUUCAAGGUCAGACCCUGGAUGGUGGCUUUGAGCUUGACCAGCAAAAGUUGGAUGAACGACCUAAAAGUGGUGUUCCAAAUAAGCGAACACGUACUUCGAUGAUGGAUGUUCGAAGCAAUUCUAUCGUUCGGCAGUCAGCUGCUCUAGACAGAGAUAAUGAAAUAAUGCGGCCGGAAAAUCAAUAUGCAGUUCGGGGUGAAGAUCAAACUUCAAUUGGUAUUGAUGGUUGGGAAAAGUCAAAGAUGAAGAAAAAACGCUCCUGUAUUAAAACGGACAGUCAUCCUAACCUGGCUACAAAUAAACUGGUUAAUGGUUACCGAGACUUGAAGCAGGGCACACAGCAGAAGUCAAUGGGUGACUCCCGGACGAGGUUGAAUGGUGACUCGAACAUGUUAAGGCAAGCGGCUGGUAAUGGAGCUACUGGAUAUGGCAGAUUUGAUAACCUCUCUCAGCAGACGAGCUUGGCUGGGCAUUCUCCACUGUCAAGGCUCGAUUCUGAUCAAAAUUCUUUGUGCGCUGAGAAGAGAGAACGAUCCAUAGGUUCAGAUAAGGAAAGGGUGAAUCUAAGAGCUGUCAACAAGUCCAAUAUUCAAGAUGAAAUCAAUUCCUCAAGUCUAGUUUCAAACACAAUACGAAAUGCUUCACUUCGUGGGCCUAGAUCAGGAUCAGGGCUACCUCCAAAACUGUCUCCAGGACCCCAUAACACUCCAUCUCCAAGUGACUGGGAUAUCUCUGGCUGUACAAAUAAACCACCACCAAUGUCAGGGGUUAUGCAUCGGAAGCGUAUGACAUCAGAUAGGUCUUCGUCACCACCUGUCACUCAAUGGGCCAGUCAAAGACCACAAAAGAUAUCCCGUCCAGCAAGAAGGACGAAUUUAGUUCCUAUUGUUUCUAGUAAGGAUGAUGCCUACGAUAAUAUAUCAGAUGCUGGUUGUAGUGAAACUGAGUUUGGAUUUUAUAAACGCUCGCCAGCUGCUUCUCCUCAACUGAAAAUAAGAGGUGAAAGCAGCUUCUCCACAGCAGCUUUGUCAGAAAGUGAAGAAUCUGGUCCCCCUGAGAUCAAGUCUAAUUACAAGGGGAAACAGUCUGAUGAGGUUGAUGGGAAAGUUGCACAGAAUAUUCCUAAAGUGUCUAUCCCUGCUUUACAAUCAAGAAAAGGUAACAAGACUGCUUCUGGUGAAGAGAUUGGGGAUGGUGUGAGAAGGCAAGGAAGGACGGGCCGUGGCUUUUCUUCCACAAGGUCUCUCAACCCAAAGGGAGUAGAGAAACUUAAGAAUGUUGGAACAGCGAAACAGCUUCGCAGUGCAAGAGCUAUCUUGGACAAGAGUGAAAGUAAGGUGGGUCGUCCACCCACUAGGAAACUAACUGAUCGCAAGGCUUACAAACGUCAGAGAGCUACGGCAGCAAAUGCUUCACCACUGGAUUUUCAUGAUGAUGGCCAUGAGGAGCUACAAGCGGCUGUUAACUCAGCCGUAAAUUCUGCUCAGAAUUUUCCCAACUCUUUCUGGAAGCAAAUGGACCGCUACUUUUGCUUUAUAUCCGACAAUCAUAUCAACUUCAUGAAGCACCAGGGAGAACUCUUCUCCAUGGGUCCUUCACCUGUGCUGACAUCCCCUGACUUUGAUAGCCGUGACUUAUAUCCUAAGGAACUUUCAACUAGCAGUGUGGAUUCCAAGGCUUCUCCACUAUACCAUAGAUUGCUAUCAGCUUUGAUUUCUGAGGACUCGAAUGAAGAUCUACAAGUUGAUGGAUUUGGGGCCAUGCAUGAUCUUGAUGACCACUCAGAAUUCAGUGUUAUGAAUAAUGGGUUUAGAAACAAUGAAAGGCUGGAACAUGAUGAAGCACCCUACCACUACAAUGGCAAAUUUUCAGAUCAUUCACCGAUUGACUUCUCAGACAUUCCAUAUGAUAAAUUGGGGAUAGAUGAAAAGAUUUAUCUGGAAGUGCAGUCUAUUGGAAUAUCCUUAGAACCAAUGCCUAGUAUCUCAAACGUGGAGGAUGAAGGGAUCGUUGACGAAAUUAAAAAGUUGGAGGAGGCUAUCUGCAAGGAGGGUUCUCAGAAGAAAGAGAUGGCGGAUAGGCUGUUAAAGCCUGUAAUAGAGAUGAGAGAAACUCAAGAGAAGGAGUUAGAUCAGCUUGGUUAUGAUAAACUCAUCGAGAUGGCAUAUGAAAAAAGCAAGGCAAGUCGGCGUCAUCACACCGUUGGUGGAAAGAAUUCCACUAACAAGAUAUCAAGGCAGGCUGCAUCUGCGUUUGUUAAAAGGACGCUUGAACGAUGCAAUCAAUUCGAAGAGACGGGCAAAAGCUGCUUCAGUGAUCCUGAGAUUAAAGAUAAGUUCAUCGCCAGGUUGGAAACAACUCCUGCGGACAAGGAGGAUAAUCCGUCGACUUCAACACCUAUUGGCUCACAGCCAAGCUCUUCUUCGUUGGCACGCACUGGGCAGAACUUGGAGAACUAUGCCAAUUGUUCUGAUGCUGAAAAUUCUUUACUAGAGCAAACGACAUGGAGAGAAGAUACAGUUUGGUCCAAUGGGGUCAAGAAGAGAGAGUUGCUGCUUGAUGAUGUUGGUAUUAGAACACAAUUAUCAAGUAGUACAAAGGGAAAGAGAAGUGAGAGGGACAGAGAUGGGAAAGGGCAAGCUUCAUCUAGAAGCAGGACCAAUAAGAUCGGCCGGCCUUCCCUGUCCAAUGCCAAGGGUGAAAGAAAACCGAAAGCAAAACCGAAGCAGGAGACAAAUCAGAUAUCUUCAUCUUCUAGGAUCCUGGAGCAACCCAAAGCACCAUUACCGAACUCAAAUGAAGCAAACGGUGAGUAUGAUAAUUUGGAGGCACUGGAGGAUACAGAGCCCAUUCUAGACUUUUCGCAGCUGCAAAUACCAGAUGGCUUAGGAGGUCCAGAGUUUGAUGCGCAACCAGGUGAUAUUAGCUCAUGGUUUAACAUGGACGAAGACGAGGAUUUCGAUAUCUCGGAGCUUGGAGUACCAAUGGAUGAUCUCGCAGGGCUGAAUAUAAAGUUUUGA
This is a messenger RNA of Eruca vesicaria subsp. sativa (arugula), 3537 nucleotides long. NCBI's taxonomy places the organism in Eukaryota, Viridiplantae, Streptophyta, Magnoliopsida, Brassicales, Brassicaceae. The record is from the annotation of a GenBank genome assembly.